CAAGUGGGUCCAAGAGUCAUUCCCAAGCGGCGGCGAGUGUUCUGGACUUGUUGUGAUAUAUGAGCAGUGCGUCCGUACAUUUUGGCAUGAUGAUCGCUACAAAGAUGAUUUGCGUUAUCUUAAAGUGUGGAUGGAAUAUGCAGAGAAUUGUGCUGAUUCUGAGGUAAUCUAUAGCUUCCUUGAGGCUAACCAGAUUGGGCAAAACCAUGCCAUCUACUAUACGUCAUACGCCCUGUGUAUGGAAUCCAAGAACAAGUUGAGGAAGGCAGACGAGAUCUUCAAUCUUGGUAUAGCUAGGAAGGCAGAACCAGUGGAGAAGUUAGAAGCUCAAUACAGGACAUUCCUUGUACGAUCAGUUCAAAAGCAGCAGUCCAAUGAGGAUGAGCCAACCAAUAAUCACUUGCCGGUUCGCAGUUUUGGAACUGUUUUGACUCCAGGACAAGGAAGACAAACUUUAGAAAGACAAACUUUAGGAAGGCAACCAAUAGAAGCUUCUAACUUCACUAGACCAAAGGUGAAACUGCAGAGGGUUGACAAUAAUAAAGCCCUUUCUAUUUACAAUGAUGAAAAUGCUGCAACAAGUCAACACCACAACAAAGCCAAGAGCAAUGACAGAACCUGGUGCACUCUUGGCACACAAUCGGAUCGAAAUAAAGAAAAUACUUCAAUCCCUACCAAAUGGACAUCAUAUAAGGUUCAGCAGAAAGUGGGAGCAAGAACAAUGCAAUCAGCACCUAGUCCUUGUAUUGAGGUUUAUGUGGAUGAAGAAUGUGUGCAAUUGCCAAAAGUUGAGGUUGCUACCAAGAGUUCCAAUGCUACUUCUAUCUUGAAGCUUCGGCAAGUGACAAGCCAAAACCUUAAGAAGGAAACAGAGUUGCUUAAAGAGAACCCACUGCGUAAUUUUCCUUUAAAUAGCCUUAGAUGAUUGAUCUUCCUCACUUCAGUAUUAAUUUGAUGCUUUCUUUGUUGUCUGCUGUGUGCUUAACUACGUUUCAUUGUGAGUGCGCGCUCUUGGUGUUGUACUGUAUGUACCAUAAGCUUUUAACUCUAAAGCUUGUAUACUUUGAUGGAGACAUAUGUUUUGUCUGUACCUUCUCAACCUUUUCGAAAUUGUGCUUCAUAUGCCUAUUUGUUCUA
Messenger RNA from Ananas comosus (pineapple), 1137 nucleotides. Its product is annotated as mitotic spindle checkpoint protein BUBR1-like. The record is from RefSeq and is a predicted model, not a curated record. The transcript has 9 exons. NCBI's taxonomy places the organism in Eukaryota, Viridiplantae, Streptophyta, Magnoliopsida, Poales, Bromeliaceae. Bases 131 to 925 code for a protein of 264 amino acids. Gene Ontology annotation, biological process: mitotic spindle assembly checkpoint signaling; meiotic sister chromatid cohesion, centromeric. Gene Ontology annotation, molecular function: protein kinase activity.